This is a messenger RNA of Octodon degus (degu), 3352 nucleotides long. It is a transcript of the gene Ppard, whose product is annotated as peroxisome proliferator activated receptor delta. The record is from RefSeq and is a predicted model, not a curated record. Gene Ontology annotation, cellular component: nucleus. Gene Ontology annotation, molecular function: zinc ion binding; RNA polymerase II cis-regulatory region sequence-specific DNA binding; nuclear receptor activity. The transcript is spliced from 9 exons. Gene Ontology annotation, biological process: negative regulation of transcription by RNA polymerase II; negative regulation of inflammatory response; positive regulation of transcription by RNA polymerase II. Lineage: Eukaryota; Metazoa; Chordata; Mammalia; Rodentia; Octodontidae. Bases 408 to 1730 code for a protein of 440 amino acids.
AGCGUGUGACGGCGGGGAGCUAAGGAUUAAUGGGAAAAGUUUUGGCAGGAGCGGGCGGAUUUUGCGGAGCCUGUGGGACGGCUGUGGUAUCGCGGUGCGCGGCGGGGACAGUGUCGUGCAGUGAUUGGGGCAUGCGCCCGGCACCCCCCCAGCGGCUUCUGCUUACGGACAGAUGAGGACAGAUGCACCCUAGAGGGAACAAAGCAGUUUUUAAGAUUCUGUGCACCCUGUAGUCCUGACUAUUUCAAAGGCUGAGGCUGGAGAAUCACUUGAGCCCAGAAGUUAGGAGCCAGACUGGGCAUCAUAGCUGACAGGAACUGCCCUGUAGAGGUCCCUCUGUGCGCAGACCCAGAUGAUGCCAGAGCUAUGACCAGGCCUGCAGGCGUGGUACCGAGGGGAGAUCAGCCAUGGAGCAGCCGCAGGAGGAGACCCCUGAGGUCCGGGAAGAGGAGAAAGAGGAAGUGGCAGAGGCCGAACGAGCCCCAGAGCUCCACGGGGGACCAGAGCAUGUACUUCCCUCCAGCAGCUAUGCAGACCUCCCUCAAGGAGCCUCACCACCCUCGCUGCUGGACCAGCUGCAGAUGGGCUGUGACGGGGCCUCAGGCGGCAGCCUCAACAUGGAAUGCCGGGUGUGUGGGGACAAGGCGUCUGGCUUCCACUAUGGUGUCCACGCAUGUGAGGGCUGCAAGGGCUUCUUCCGCCGGACCAUCCGUAUGAAGCUGGAGUAUGAGAAGUGCGAUCGGAACUGCAAGAUCCAAAAGAAGAACCGCAACAAGUGCCAGUACUGCCGCUUCCAGAAAUGCCUUGCCCUGGGCAUGUCGCACAAUGCCAUCCGCUUUGGCCGGAUGCCGGAGGCUGAGAAGAGGAAGCUGGUGGCAGGCCUGACAGCCAACGAGGGGCACCCACACAACCCGCAGCUGGCUGACCUGAAGGCCUUCUCCAAACACAUCUAUAGCGCCUACCUGAAAAACUUCAAUAUGACCAAAAAGAAGGCCCGCAGCAUCCUCACUGGCAAGUCCAGCCACACGGCGCCCUUUGUGAUCCAUGACAUCGAGACACUGUGGCAGGCAGAGAGGGGCCUGGUGUGGAAGCAGCUGGUGAGCGGCCUGCCGCCCUACAAGGAGAUCAGUGUGCACGUGUUCUACCGCUGCCAGUGCACCACGGUGGAGACCGUGCGUGAGCUCACCGAGUUCGCCAAGAACAUCCCCAACUUCAGCAGCCUCUUCCUCAACGACCAGGUGACCCUGCUCAAGUAUGGUGUGCACGAGGCCAUCUUUGCCAUGCUGGCCUCCAUUGUCAACAAAGAUGGGCUGCUGGUGGCCAAUGGCAGUGGCUUUGUCACCCACGAGUUCUUGCGCAGCCUGCGCAAGCCCUUCAUUGAUAUCAUUGAGCCCAAGUUUGAGUUUGCUGUCAAGUUCAAUGCCCUGGAACUCGACGACAGUGACCUGGCUCUGUUCAUUGCAGCCAUCAUUCUGUGCGGAGACCGGCCGGGCCUCAUGAAUGUGCCUCAGGUGGAGGCCAUCCAGGACACCAUCCUGCGCGCCCUCGAGUUCCACCUGCAGGUCAACCACCCCGACACCCAGUACCUCUUCCCCAAGCUGCUGCAGAAGAUGGCCGACCUGCGGCAGCUGGUCACUGAGCAUGCCCAGAUGAUGCAGUGGCUCAAGAAGACCGAGACUGAGACUUUGCUGCACCCACUACUGCAGGAGAUCUACAAGGACAUGUACUGAGCCUGCGCCCAGGCCUCUGCAGGCCCCAGGAGUCUGGACACACGAGCCCUGGCUCCCCUGUCCCCUUUUCCCCCGUGCUUUGCUCUUCCACCUUCCCUUUGUGUCUGUCAUUUCUGGUCUUGCCUGCUCCCUCUUCCCUCUGCACCUGUUUCCCUUCUUGCUCUCUUCGCCCCUACCUCUCUCCUGUCCGAGACAGUCUGUGUUCUCUCACCAACAGCCUAGAUUAGGACCCUCUCCCACCUUUCUCUCCGAGGAGUGGCCCCGCCCCCUCCCUCCAGGCCACACCCCUAGGCCCUGCCCCCUGGCUUCAGGUUCCGCCUCCUGUAGCAGUCUGAAUCCUGGAGCCCUCCAAAGAAACACUAAGCUUUCUGGGCAAGGCUUCUUCAGAAGCUUAGCCUAGACUGAGCCGCAGCAGCCUGUGAUCCCUGGGUCCCAGCUGCAGAGGACUGUGGGCAGGGCACCUGGCCGGGACCCAGAUGUGUUCCCCACACUGCCUCCUGCUGGAGACCGAGGCUGGACCCAGACUCGAGCCCCUCCCAGCUCCUGUACCCCACAACCUUCCUUUCUGUGCACCAGUUUUCUAGACCAACAUGGCUAGUGGCUCCUGCACCAGCUGCACCCCUAGCCUGGAUGGAACCAGGGUUCUCUACAAGUAGGGCCCUGUACCCCACUAAGCAGGGAGGUGGAGGCUGGUUGCAAGGAACAGUACAUUUAAUUCUGAGUCCUGGGGCAGGCCUUCAUCACCACCCACUCCCCGCCGUCAGCCCCCAGUGCCUGGCCUGACAUUUGCCCCUUUUGCCAGCAGGAGGUGCUGGGCCCAGCCCCACCCAACACUUACAGAGCUGCUGCCCCAGCGCACAUCCUGUACUGCACUGCGAUCACUUUACCCACAUUUCUGUGCCUCCCUCUCCCUCUCCCUGAGAGGUACGUGCCAGGCAGCCUCUGUCCCCAGGCCAGGCAGGUCCAAGUGGGCAAGGUGUCCACCCAGAAGGAGCUGCCAGGGGCACGCUGCCCUGUUUGCUCGACAGACGGUGAGCUGAUCUCUGGAAACUGUCCCUGAGCAGCCUCUGGGACCUGCUCAGACUGGUCCUGUGGCUGAGGCCAGCCACUUCAGUCCCUGGUGGAAGUGCAGGCACCUCAGAGGAGGGACUGAGGCCGGGGCUGGGUGCAGGAUCAGCGAGAGGGUCUGCCAGGCCGUAGAGGUGAGGGACUAGGUAAGGCCAGGAUUUGAACCUGGGCUUCCUGUGCUCUGCCUAGUCCUUCCCAAGGGCCUUUGGGAGGGGAGGAAGGGGCCUGCCUCUGCCCCUGCCAGCCUGGUGGACACUUGUGUCCCUGGGCCCAUCUACUAGAAGAUCCUCACCUGUGCACUCCUGUACUGGCCCAGCCAACUUCGUGCUGGGGCGCCACCCUCUGCGCCAAAGCUGUGAAGGAGGGCAGUGCCCACGCCCGCCCCCGCUCCGUCUUGCUGAGGGCCUUGGACCUCAGUAUCUCUGCAAUCUCCAAUACUGAAAUGUAUAUUUUUGCUAGGAGCCCAACUUCCUGUGUUUUUAAUAUAAAUAGUGUACACAGACUGACAGAACUUUAAACUUUAAAUAAAUGGGAAUUAAGUAUUUAAGAGCUGA